Molecule: messenger RNA, 540 nt
Organism: Ilyonectria robusta
Lineage: Eukaryota; Fungi; Ascomycota; Sordariomycetes; Hypocreales; Nectriaceae
Exons: 2
Coding region: 1-540 (179 amino acids)
Source: RefSeq, a predicted model, not a curated record
AUGUCGUCUUCCCGUCGAUCUGGAGGGUCUAGUUCCCGGUCAGGGCGUUCUGGCACCUCGGUCAAGUCCAUCAUCAAGUCUCUCAAGAACCACAGCGUCAACACCCUCACGGAGCUCUGCCGCAUCGAACGCAUCGCCGCCUCGUGCGAGGACGAAGCCGACGCCAAGGCCUUCCAGGAGCCCAUGACGGCGGCGUGGGUGUACUACGUCACCAGCAACCAGCUGCUGAUCGAGCUGCGCGGCUUCACGGGCAACUACCCCAUCAGCGCCGACGUUAUUCACGAUGCGCACACGCGCGUGCGGGCGGACCCGGACAGCAACCGCAGCUGGAACCUGGCGUGGCUGUGCCUCAACAAGAUGCGCGACGACGGCCUGAUCUCGGGAUACUCGGAGGUUGAGGCGUCGAGACAGGAGAUGUGGGGGGCCACGGUGCCGACGCAGGAAGAGGUGCAGCAGCUGGCCGCGUGUUUCGAGUAUGAGUGGAACGUGGCGGUUGAUACGAUGUUGCGGCAUUGGCAGACUCCGCCGUCGUGGUAUUGA